AUGGUUCUUUUCAAGCGAAAGCCUGUUCGCUUUUUACCUCCAGCCGACAUCAAGGACGACAAUGCAGAGGUUUGGCACAUUCCUCAAACGGGAGAAGUCUUUGGUCAAUAUGAAGACUACUUGGCCAGGAUGGAUUUCUACAAGCAGCGACGUUUCAACUGCCAGAUUAGUGGACAUUCGGGCUUGACCUUCUUCGAAGCUCUGAAGAGCGAGACCGCCGGCGCCGAGGAAGUAGAGCAAGCUUUCCCUGAAGCACUCAAGGGCCCCGUCCUCCGCCGCGUCCAGUUCCAGACCGUCUCCCGCAUUGAUACGCUCGUCGACAUGGUCUUUGAGGACUUCCGUUCCGACUACUACCCCGGUGAGGCCGUGACCGUCAAGCUCACCAACGGCGAGAGGUUACAAGGAAGCGUUCGCGAGAAGACACGCUUUGGCCACAAGGUCCUUCCCGACGGCACCAUCAGGCCGCCAAGCACAAAAUACUUUGUCAGCAUUGACGACCGCGAGGAUGCCGAGGCCGUCGUCGACGACAGCCACAUAUUCCGCGAUCGCAAGAUCUUCACCAAGGCUGUCCUGCGGUCUUUCAUCAAGCGGACCGUCACUCGCGAGGCCUGGAAUGGCGCUCCUUGGCUCGUGAACCACGACUACGCCCAGGAAUACCACAUCGACACGCGCAUCCCCGCGCAUCUGCUCUACGACAACAAGCUCCUCGAGAGGAAGAUGCACCAGGCCCAGAAGCGCGCCUCUCUCCCUCACGACCAAAACGGCGCCAACGCCAAUGGAUCCUCACCCUCGGGACCUGCCCGUUUGCCAGAGCUCAAGCCCAUGCCCAAGACGCAAAAGGGCAAGCUGCAACACCCACAUCAAAACCUCUCUGGACAUUACCUCAACGACCCGAAACGACCUGCUCCCGAGGCGGGCGUCUUUCACGCCCACUCAUCCGGCAACCCCUUUCAGCUCCCCAACUUUCGCCAAAACGACGCCUUGCCGCAUCACAUGGCAGCCGCCCUACCACCGCCACCUCCACCGCCACCAAAGUAUCCCAUUGAGGAUCUCGCGCUCGAGCCGCGCGACGACAAAAUCAGGCCACCCAUCAAGUUCAUGUGCAAGGACCCGCCGAGCGAGUCGGUUCCAACAGCAAACGGCAGCGACGAAUCUCCCAAGGACUACCGAGACCGAAUCUCCAUGUCGUCGGUCGGACCCCUGCUGGAAACGUGGGACACGCUCAACGUGUACUGUGAGAUCUUCAAGCUCGACUCCUUCACCUUUGAUGAUUUCGUCGAAGCCAUGUGCGUCGCAUCCGAAGAGACGACUGUUCAACUGUUUGAGGAGAUCCACUGCUCCGUCCUCAAGAUGCUUGUGUCUUCGGAGGCCGAUGGUGGCAAGGUCAACGUGCCGCUGCCUGAGGUGGAGGACGAGGAUGACGAGGAUGAGGAAGAGGAGGAAGAAGAGGCAAGGUCGCCCACCCCCGAAGCGGAGAGGCCACCGGCGCGCGCCACCCGGAGUAGCUUGGCCAAGGCCGAGGCCGAACGGCUGGCUGCCGAGCUCAAGGCAGCCGAGGCUGAGGCAGCAGAACCAGAGGUCAAACACCGCGCCCAAGACCUCUUGGAGGAGUACGAGUGGAUCGACCACCUGCGAAAGCGCGACUUCAAAGACGGCGGCUGGGAGAUGAUCAUGGUUGGGCUUUUGCACCAACUGUCCAAGGAACCGCGGUUGGAGAAGUCGUGCGAAGAGCUGCUUGAGCAACUUGUCCCCCGAUCCGUGGACCCGACACAAGAAACGGUCCUACGAGCCUAUGCGAAUCUCGACGUCAAUUACCGGGUACAAGCCCUGCAGAUUAUCUGCAUGCUCACUAUGCGCACAAAGGCUAUUCGCGCGUACAUGGAGGACUGCAGCGAGACGAUGACGGGCUACCGGAAGGAGAAGAUUGAGUGGCAGAGGCAGAGGAAACAAGCUGUCGAGGAGCUGAAGGUGCUGAACGACCAACGAAAGGCUCUCUUGCCCGAGGAGACGCCGCAGGACCCUGCCAAGGCGGAGGAGGAUGCAAAAGCUGCUACGACUGAUGUGGACUCUCCGGCCAAGGCUGACACUCCGACCAAGGAUGGAGACGGCUCCGACUCGGAAAGAAGACGCGCAGAAGCGCAGGAACGGACGCCGACCGAACGACCGCACUCUCGAGCGCCAGCGUAA
Messenger RNA from Verticillium dahliae VdLs.17, 2187 nucleotides. Its product is annotated as DDT domain-containing protein. The transcript has 7 exons. NCBI's taxonomy places the organism in Eukaryota, Fungi, Ascomycota, Sordariomycetes, Glomerellales, Plectosphaerellaceae. The record is from RefSeq and is a predicted model, not a curated record. The coding region runs from base 1 to 2187 and encodes 728 amino acids.